UCAAACCUAAACUGAAUUUCCUGGCAAAAUUCGCGCGCGCUUUUUUCUAAAUUCUGUUUCAGUUUCCCGCUUCCAACUAUUUUAUAAUUUUAUCUCCCAAAUUCAUACAUUUUGAUUUGACAAUUUGGACCCUGGAGCUGCGACUCGUGGCGGUUACCAUUGAAUUCACCAUCCACAAAGUCACAGUGGAUACUGGAAACUGUUUUGCCCCCAAAUCCAAUCCAAUCCAAUCGUGCUUGAAACUCCAUGAACUCUCGGGAAGCUACUCUGGUGGCGACGGCAACUGCGUUUGGUGCCUUGGCCUCCGCCAUCGCUCUCCGCUUCUUCUUCAACCGUUCCCGACGGCAACCAUCCAGAACCAAUUUCUCGCAAAACGGCACCGUUUCCACUCCUCCGGACCCUUUCGACCCCUCCAGGCGCCAUGGGUACUUGUCGUGGGAUGAUUAUUUCAUGGCAAUUGCAUUUUUGUCAGCUGAAAGAUCCAAAGACCCUAACAGGCAGGUGGGGGCUUGUUUGGUGAGUCAAGAUGGUAUAAUUCUUGGCAUUGGUUAUAAUGGAUUUCCAAGGGGUUGUUCUGAUGACAAGCUACCCUGGGCCAAGAAAUCUAGGACUGGAAAUCCUUUGGAGACUAAGUACCCUUAUGUUUGUCAUGCAGAAGUAAAUGCUAUUCUUAACACAAAUCAUGCCUCAGCUGCUGGACAACGGCUAUAUGUGACCAUGUUUCCUUGCAAUGAAUGUGCUAAGAUCAUAAUCCAGUCAGGAGUUUCCGAAGUCAUUUAUUUUGUGGAGAAGAGAUUAGAUAAUCCAGAUAUUGCAUAUAUUGCCUCUCACAAGCUACUUUCAUUGGCUGGUGUUAAGGUCAGGAAACAUCAACCACUGAUGAAUGAAAUUCAUCUGAAGUUUGACGAGCACUAGAUUUUGAAACUUGGCGUGAUUUUUUGGCCUUUGUAGUCACCAUCACCAGGGUUACUGAAAGAUGAUGGCUCUAUAAGUUGGAGCGCUGAACCAAAGCGGUACUCAAUCACUCACAGAGAACACACAGUUAGAGAGCAAUAGAGAUGAGACUUGAGAGAAUAGUAGUGGCACACACUUAUAGAAUGGUAGUGGCUCACACUUAUCUAAUUUCAUUGAAUGAUAGAACCUAUUUAGACAAUAAUCUUCAACUGACUAACAGUCAUGACAACUAACUAUUUAACUAAGACUAAACUGAAUUAUCACAAUUCAACACUAUAUUCUGAAUAUUGCAGAGGAGUUCCUAUAGUUGAAUCUCUCUGCAAAACAGUCGUAAAACGUUUUGGCCCUUCAUUGCCUCUUGUGGACUCUUGCGAAACUGAAUGAAACC
This is a messenger RNA of Lotus japonicus, 1342 nucleotides long. RefSeq lists its product as uncharacterized. Bases 247 to 915 code for a protein of 222 amino acids. Lineage: Eukaryota; Viridiplantae; Streptophyta; Magnoliopsida; Fabales; Fabaceae. The transcript is spliced from 9 exons. The record is from RefSeq and is a predicted model, not a curated record. Gene Ontology annotation, molecular function: zinc ion binding; hydrolase activity.